GUGCGGGUCUGGAAGGCGCCGCGGCGGCGCGGGGAGCGGGCUGCAGGUGCAGCGAGGUGGAGCCGCUGUGCGGAGAAGGGCUGUCCUGUCUGCUUUUCUGCGCCUUGUCUCGGUCGCGGAGCGGCGAAUGGUUUCUCCAUUAGGGCACGGAGGGCGAGAUGAGGGGUCCCCCACUGUCGUUCUGACCCCGCCAUUCUGCUUCCGGUCCUCAGGCCCACCCGGAUCCCUUGUCCUCACUAGCUCGUCCUUAAAAGAUGCGGGACCUCGUGGGACAACCCUAGGCCGCGGGCGCGGGAGUGCGAGCCACGCUGCCGCAGCGUAGACCAGCUCUGCGGGGAACACGUGGCCGCUCCGGGAAGUGUCCGCAGGGAAUUGCUGUAGGGGUGCAUGGGUGACCUUGAGCUUGUAGCCCUUCGCUCUCGGGGCCUGCGCGGGCCCUGGUCUCACUGCUGAAAGGGACAGAGCUGUCCUCGACUCGGUUACGAGUGUGUCCUGGGAAUUUGAUGGGAGUUUCUGUAAGCCGUGCGUUUGAACUCUGGCUCUUCUUCUGUGUGGCAGCUCAGAAUGAUGGAUCAAGCCAGAUCAGCAUUCUCUACCUUGUUUGGUGGAGAACCAUUGUCCUAUACCCGGUUUAGUCUGGCACGGCAAGUAGAUGGUGAUAACAGUCAUGUGGAGAUGAAACUAGCUGCAGAUGAAGAAGAAAGUGUUGACAAUAACGUGGGGGGUAAUCAUGCCAGUGUCACAAAACCAAAAAAGCUUAAUGGAUUUAUCUGCUAUGGGACUAUUGCUGUAGUCCUCUUUUUCUUGAUUGGAUUUAUGAUUGGCUACUUCGGCUAUUGUAAACGUAUAGAACCAAAAGCUGAAUGUGAGAGACCAUCAGGAACGAAGUCUCUGGGGACAGAGGGAACAGAACCUUCAGAAACAGAAGAGUACUUCCCUGAAACACCUUCUCGCUUAUUUUGGACGGACCUCAAAACAGUGUUGUCAGAGAGACUGAGUAACACAAACUUCCUCACCACCAUCAGGCUGCUGAAUGAAAAUUCGUAUGUCCCUCGUGAGGCAGGAUCUCAAAAAGAUGAAAGCCUUGCUUUUUUCAUUGAGAAUCAGUUCCGUGCAUUUCUACUUAGCAAAAUCUGGCGUGAUGAACAUUUUGUUAAGAUUCAGGUCAAAAGCAGCAGUGCUCAAAACUCGGUGACCAUAGUGGGCACGGACGGUGGCAUGGUGUACCUGGUGGAGAGUCCUGAGGGUUACGUGGCAUACAGUAAGGCAGCGACAGUUACUGGUAGACUGGUCCAUGCUAAUUUUGGCACCAAAAAAGACUUUGAGAAUUUAAACUCUCCUGUGAAUGGAUCUUUAGUGAUCGUUAGAGCAGGGAAAAUCACUUUUGCUGAAAAGGUUGCAAAUGCUCAAAGUUUCAAUGCAAUUGGUGUCUUGAUAUACAUGGACCAGGCUAGAUUUCCCAUUGUUAAUGCAGAGAUUCCAGUCUUUGGACAUGCUCACCUGGGAACAGGUGACCCGUACACACCUGGAUUCCCUUCUUUCAAUCACACUCAGUUUCCACCGUCUCAGUCAUCAGGAUUGCCCAGCAUUCCUGUCCAAACAAUUUCCAGAGCUGCUGCAGAAAAGUUGUUUGAAAAUAUGGAAGGAGACUGUCCUUCUGCCUGGGAAAUAGACUCCUCGUGCAGGCUGGAGACUUCCCAGAACAGGAAUGUGAAGCUCACUGUGAACAAUGUGCUGAAAGAGAUAAGAAUUUUUAACGUUUUUGGAGUUAUUAAAGGUUUUGAAGAACCUGAUCGCUAUGUUGUAAUAGGGGCUCAGAGGGAUGCCUGGGGUCCUGGAGCUGCAAAGUCUAGCGUAGGAACAGCUCUCCUAUUGGAGCUUGCCCGGAUAUUUUCUGAUAUGGUCUUAAAAGAUGGCUUUAGACCCAGCAGAAGCAUUGUCUUUGCCAGCUGGAGUGCUGGAGACUUUGGAGCAGUUGGUGCCACUGAAUGGCUAGAGGGAUACCUUUCCUCCCUGCAUUUAAAGGCUUUCACGUACAUUAAUCUGGAUAAAGCUAUUCUUGGUACCAACAACUUCAAGGUUUCGGCCAGCCCACUGUUGUAUUCGCUUAUUGAGAAAACGAUGAAAGAUGUGAAACAUCCGGUUACUAAGCAGUCUCUUUAUCGGGACAGCAACUGGAUCAACAAAGUAGAGGAAUUUUCUUUGGAUAAUGCUGCUUUCCCUUUCCUUGCGUAUUCUGGAAUCCCAGCAGUUUCUUUCUGUUUUUGUGAGGGCACAGAUUAUCCUUAUUUGGGUACUACCAUGGAUGUCUAUGAGAAACUGAAACAGAAAAUUCCUCAGUUGAAUGAAAUGGCACGUGGAGCAGCAGAAGUAGCUGGUCAGCUUAUAAUGAAACUUACCUAUGAUCUUGAAUUGAACCUGAACUAUGAGAUGUAUAAUGACAAAAUACUUGCAUUUGUGAGGGAUAUGAACCAAUUCAGAGCAGACAUAAAGGAGAUGGGUCUGAAUCUACAAUGGCUGUAUUCUGCUCGUGGAGACUUUUUCCGAGCCACCUCCAGACUAACAACAGAUUAUAAGAAUGCAGAGAGAACAAACAGAUAUAUCAUGAGGGAGAUCAAUGACCGUAUCAUGAAAGUGGAAUAUAACUUCCUCUCACCCUACAUAUCUCCGAGAGAUUCUCCUUUCCGACACAUCUUCUGGGGGUCUGGCUCUCACACUCUGUCAGCUUUACUAGAGCAUCUGAAGCUGCGUCAGAAAAAUAACAGUGCUUUUAAUGAAACACUGCUGAGAAACCAGUUGGCUCUAGCAACUUGGACUAUUCAAGGAGCUGCAAAUGCCCUCUCUGGUGACAUAUGGGACAUUGACAAUGAGCUUUAAAUGUAAUGCCCAUAACUUCUCUAAGAACAUCAGGGUAGUGUGAUUUCUAGACUUGUGCUGGUUGUGCUAAAUUUUUAGUAGGGCUACAAAACCUAAUAUUGUUAAAAUUCUACCCAACCAUCUUGGUACUCCUAGAUAUCUUUAGGCAGCAGCUUUUAUUACAGGGUAGGUACCUGCACUUAAAGUGAAUAACGACUUAAAAAUGUUCAUAAUAGAAUCUUUUCUCUGAUCAUCUCUAAAAUUUUAAAUGCUUUGUAUGGUAACUGCCUCUUUCUUGUUACAGUUAUGAAAAAGUCAGAACCAGUUACAUGAAUUAUUGCUCUAAAUCCUAAGGACAUGAACUGCUAUCUUCUAAGGGGGAGGAGGAGGGUGGUACCUGCUGAAGGCUGGAAGUGGUGGCUUGGUGUGAUCCUCUGCCUUCAUUUGGUGCUGGAUAGGAGAUACCAGGUUGUAAGACCUCAUUCUCCAAAUGAGAUAUAUGCCUUCUUUAAGGAUUUAGCUGGUUUCCACAUCCUUGAAUGAAACAGUUAACUUUCAGAAGAGAUGGGACUUGUUUUCUUGCCCAUGAGGUCUGAAGCAGAGGUCCUUCAGUUGAAUAAAAUGAGGUUCAACUGUUUAUCACAGGAGUAAGGCCUUAAUGUGUUAACCUCAAGAUUAUUUAUGAAAAGAGGAGACCAGAAGCCAAAGACCUAUAUUUUCUUUUCAUCUGCCCCUCCCCCGUAAGCCUUUGUUCAUUAGUUUUUUGUCGUUUUUGUGUUUCCCGAAGUAUUUUGAAAGAGAACCAGCUUCAGGUGUUUAAUUUCAAACUCAGUUUGUCAGACGUUAAAGAACACACUGCCAAAUUUUGGCCAAAGUGUUAAUUUUUUGGAAAAGCUUUCUAUCAUUUUGGCACUGAGAUAUUUAUUGUUUAUUUAUCAGUGACAGAGUUCACUAUAAAUGGUGUUUUUUUUUAUAGAAGAUAAUUAUCGGAAGCAGUGCCUUCCAUAAUUAUGACAGUUAUACUGUCGUUUUUUUUUAAUAAAAGCAGCAUCUGCUAAUAAAACCCAACAGAUACUGGAAGUUUUGCAUUUAUGGCCAACACUCAUGGGUUUUAGAAAACAGCCACAAGCCAAAUAAAAUUUUAAAGCUAAAUAUCAGUAAAGAAUUCCAUUUAAUUGGGGGUUGCUAAUCAAGUUAGACUUCUGUUUAGCCAACCAGAUAAAAAUAGCAGUUCUCCUAAAGGGAAGGAAUUGUAACCAAGUCAUAAAUUAAUGUCACUUAAAGGCUUGAUAGUACUCAUAUGUGUGAAAUUUUACAGCUCAAUUUAUCCAAGGUGUAACUUUAAUUCGAAUUUUGCAAAAUUUCCAGUACCUUUGUCACAAACCUAACUCACAUUAUCGGAAGCAGUGUCUUCCAUAAUGUAUAAAGAACAAGGUAGUUUUUGCCUACCACAGUGUCUAUAUCGGAGACAGUGAUCUCCAUAUGUUACACUAAGGGUGUACGUAAUUAUCGGGAACAGUGUUUCCCAUAAUUUUCUUCAUGCAAUGACAUCUUCAAAGCUUGAAGAUCGUUAGUAUCUAACAUGUAUUCCCAGCUCCCUAUAAUUCUCUUUUAGUUUUAGUUGCAGAAACAUUUUAUGGUCAUUAAGCAUUUGGUGGGUGAAUUCAACCACUAUAAAAUAAAAUUACUUCCUUCAAGAUUCUUUGUUUUUAAACCUAAUGUAGUAUCUCGUUAUAUUUGUGGUUUCUCCAGGUCUUCUGUUUAGCGGGAAAGUAGUAUACAUUUAUAAUGUUUGCCGUUGACAAAUGAAUUUAACUUUAUCCCCGUAUUUGUAUGUUCUCUCCUGUAAACUUAGUUCAUACAAGUUGGAAUCCAGAAUUGACCUUUUAGCUUAAAUCAGGGGAAACUUGCGUAGGAGGCCUGGGGUGGGGGGGUGGGGAGUGAAAGGUGUAGGGAAGUGAGGCUUGCAAAAGGAUCUUUGAUCAUGUCUACCUACCCAUUAGUAUGUGGUGGUUUUCAGUUAAAUAUAGAUGUAAACAAAUAAAUUUGAAGCUACAUGAGUAAGACUUUAUUUUCUGGUCAGCCAUCAUUAUAAACCUGAUAAUCAGCUGUUUGUCAUAGGGCAGUAGUUCACCCUAAGAAAUCGUCACGUAAGAAAAAGUCCAUAGGGUCUCUUAAGGUUCCUAAACUUAGCGUCACCUGCCUAAGUUAGCCUCGAUCUAGAUGAUUACAGCCUCACUGAACUGCUUCACUGCUCGCAGUCUGUUUAGUCUUCACAGUGUUUUCUCUUGAACUGGUAUUUAGUGUAGCUGAGUGAAAAGGUCAUAGCUGAGAUCCCUGGUUUGGGUAUCAUGCUUUAUCAUACUUUAAUGAAAGCUCAGUAACUUCAAGACAUAAUAUGAAUAAUGGGCAUCCAUUUACAGCAAUAAAUCUCUUCAAAAACCUCUUUUCCAUGGUGAGGAUUCAGUUAUUUCUAAUCCAAAAAGCCACUAAGUGGUAAGAGGCUUAAUAUUCCUGAAUGAAAUGUGUAUCUGACUAGCAACAACCUGCUGGACUUCAGAUUUUUUCUGGUUAUAGAUAUCAAGUGCAUUUUGAAGGUAAAGGAUAAAAGAAAUGAGCUCUAUCAUGACUCACUGUUCUAGAACUUGCAUGACCUUUACUGUGUUUCCUCUUUGAAUGUUCUUGAAAUUUCAGUUGGCUAAACAUGGCUUAUUAGACUUGCCAACCUACUGCUCAUCUAUAUCUUUGUAAACAAGUGAUAUGCCCUUAAAAUUGUGUCCAAGCUGGUAUGUGCAACAGUGUGGAAAUCCCUUACCUGAUUUAAUAAAAAUGCUUGAACACUGA
Molecule: messenger RNA, 5700 nt
Organism: Mirounga angustirostris (Northern elephant seal)
Lineage: Eukaryota; Metazoa; Chordata; Mammalia; Carnivora; Phocidae
Gene: TFRC
Product: transferrin receptor
Exons: 19
Coding region: 565-2877 (770 amino acids)
Biological process (GO): intracellular iron ion homeostasis; transferrin transport
Cellular component (GO): external side of plasma membrane
Molecular function (GO): transferrin receptor activity
Source: RefSeq, a predicted model, not a curated record